AGCCCCCCUCCCCCAGGACCCCCUGUGCUGUUGAUGCUCUUACUUUUUCUCACUGGGUGUAGGUCUUGACCUAUUCUUGGCUAUGUCGGAAACGGUUCCUGCUGCCUCGAGUAGCCUUGUCCCAGCUCCUGUCGAGAGACCUCCGUCUAAAAGGCGAGGGAAGAAACCUGGCCUGGCUGCUGCUCGCAAACCCCGGGGUUUCUCGGUUUCCAAGUUGAUUCCUGAGGCUCUUUCGAUGUCUCAGGAACGGGCAGGAAUGUCCCUUGCUGCCCUAAAGAAAGCCCUGGCUGCGGCUGGCUAUGAUGUGGAGAAGAACAACAGCCGUAUCAAGUUGGCCCUCAAAAGACUUGUGAAUAAGGGGGUCCUGGUGCAGACCAAGGGCACCGGUGCCUCCGGCUCCUUCAAGCUCAGUAAGAAGGCGGCUCCUGAGAACGCCAAGGGUAAGGUCAAGAAAUCUGCUUCUGCCAAGGCUAAGAAGCUGGGCUUGUCCAAGGCGUCGAGAUCCCCCAAGAGCAGUAAGACCAAGGUUGUCAAGAAGCCGAAGGCCACCGCCACAAAAACACCAGGGAGCAGACAGAAGACCAAAGGCACCAAGGGUGUACAGCAGCGGAAAAGCCCCGCCAAGACGAGGGCAGCCAACCCCAAUGCUGGCAAGCCAAAGAUGGUCCUGCCGAAGACCGACCCGAGGAAGGCAGCAGCAAAGAAGCCUUGGCUUGAGGAGUGACAAAAGACCAUAGCAGGGUGGCUUGAGAGAUUUAGUCAAGAUGCUCUUGAAGACCAGAGCUUGGAUAUCAGAACUCACAACAGAUGGUUCACAACUGCAACUCGUUUCCGGGGAAUCUGACGCCCUCUUUAUCUGAACAAACGUGGCACACACACGAGAACUUAAAAUGAUAUAAAGCCAUCGCGCAACUAUGCAGUUCGUGUAUAGAAUGGCCCUCCCCAAUAAAGGAUGUGUACUUAGCCUUAU
This is a messenger RNA of Mesocricetus auratus (golden hamster), 970 nucleotides long. RefSeq names its product H1.6 linker histone, cluster member (gene H1-6). Gene Ontology annotation, biological process: nucleosome assembly. The coding region runs from base 83 to 724 and encodes 213 amino acids. Gene Ontology annotation, molecular function: structural constituent of chromatin; DNA binding. The transcript has 2 exons. NCBI's taxonomy places the organism in Eukaryota, Metazoa, Chordata, Mammalia, Rodentia, Cricetidae. The record is from RefSeq and is a predicted model, not a curated record. Gene Ontology annotation, cellular component: nucleosome.